Brassica napus (rape) is the source of this 2008-nucleotide messenger RNA. RefSeq lists its product as uncharacterized. The coding region runs from base 1234 to 1884 and encodes 216 amino acids. The record is from RefSeq and is a predicted model, not a curated record. The transcript has 3 exons. NCBI's taxonomy places the organism in Eukaryota, Viridiplantae, Streptophyta, Magnoliopsida, Brassicales, Brassicaceae.
AUAAUAUAAAAAAUAUCCAAUAAGAUUUAUUUACAUAUUUACAUCUUCAUACAUAUUUGUUAGAUUUAUUUACAUAUUUACAUCAAAUUUGUUAGAUUGAUUUACAUCAGAUUUGUUAGAUUUGUUGGAUUUAUUUCAAUAAGAUUUGUUAGAUAGUUGUAUGAUAUUUGUUAUAUAUCCUCACGUAAGAAUUGAUAGAUUGAUAGAUAAUUAUAUAUUUAAUCAAUUCUGUGGCACUUUCUUUUAUUCCAUCUGUUUUUGUUAAUUGUAUUUGUGUUUGUUUCAUUUUCAGGCGACCAUGAUGCCGGCUUCUGUGAACGUUAACCGUCUCGCAACGCACCAGACUAAUCUUGAAGCGGGUACGGUUUACUCCCUGACCGGUUUUGAAGUAACAAGGUGUAACCAGGAUUACCGCCUCUCGGACUCUUCUCUACUAAUCCGGUUUACUGACUCCACCACUUUCGAGAAGAUCACUGACCCGGCUGUUCCGAUACCUCUUGAAUCAUUCCGGUUCCGUAACUACAGUGAGAUGCUUCGUCUUGCUAACUCCAACAACCAACUUCCAGAUCUUAUUGGUAAGAUAACUGCUGUCAAGAGUACGAUCACUGAACCUCCUCUGGACAAGAACCGUGUUAGUGCAACCAUCAAGAUGGACAAGUAAGUUUUUAUGAAUUAUGAUGUCUUAACAAUCAUUUUUGGAAAUUGUAACUACAAUAUUCUCACUGUUAUGCCUUCCCACAAUGCAGUGACACAUCUGUGACUUUAACACUCUUUGACGCUCAAGCUGUGAAGAUCCAUAACCAGCUCGCUCAGAUGGCGGUAGAUCCACGAAUUUGCGUUGCAACCAGUGUGAAUCCGAGAAUGGUGGGAGGUAAGCAACCAGUUUAACACUAAAAUGGCUGCCUCUGUAAUGAUGUCGAGUUCAUACAUAUUCUACUCAUAAUGCAGGGCGUCUGUUUUUUAAUGGCACAGCCGGCACACACAUCCAUUUCGACGUGGAAACAGUUGCCGGGGAAAGUUUGUUUUCCAGGUAGCAUUUUCCGAGACAUUACUUUUAAACAUACCGUGACUAUAAAAUUCUCUAUUUGUUCAUGGAUGUGCCUAAUCACAUUGUUAUCUUCGUAAGCGGUUUGCUUGAACAAGACACUGGGCUUGCGCCAGUAGGACGGCUGGUAAGGAGUUUUGCUAAGGUGGAGACACUGAGCAUAGCUGAGCUGAACGAUUUUGUCCUCAAUGCUUCGUCUCAGGUUGGCUAUCAUAGUUGUGAUACUCUAUAUGGAAUGUAAAUUAUCAUGGUCGUAUCCUAACUUUACAACCAUGCAGAACAUUGAUUUCAUUUGUACGGGGAAAGUUACUGGAAUCAAGUUAGACAAGGGGUGGUGCUAUGUCUCCUGUGCAAAAUGCUUCAGGAAACUCCACCGGUCUGUCUCAUCGCUCACGUGUCUAUCUUGCAACAACACCGAUGCAGUUGGUAUCCUUCGGUAUGUACUGACUCUGAUCAAGUUAAACAUGUACGUUAAACUUGAUGUGUUAUUUGAUACAUUUAUUCUACGCGCUAGGUACCGUGUGGAGAUAUCAAUUGCAGACGAGACUGGUGAGGGUUUGUUUGUUGCGUUUGAUGGAGUUAUGGCGAAACUCCAUAACAUGAGGGCCCAUGAAGCUGUCAACCUCUUGCCUGGUAAUGAUGUCAACCCCGAAGAAUCUGAUGCCCCUCAGUUUGUUCUAGACAUGGAGGGAAAUACAUACACGUUUCAGGUUAAGGUGGGGCCAUACAAUUUCACGGCAAAUAAUCACAGCUUCACCAUUUCACGCAUUCUCGGUGAGGGUGACCCUGAGCCACAACCUGCGUUCGUUGAUGAUGUGAGAUCCUUAUAUUUGCCCUAGCGUCUGUUUUUUUACCUGCAUAUAACUUUUCCAUUCGAUAGGGUGCUGCUGAUGACAAUGGAGACGACAACAACGAUGUGUAGAAUCGGUCAAGUUGCAUGCGUGGAAACGCAUACUACAUUCU